AUGCUGACUAAAAGCUACAUUGUCCUCUAUAUACAUGCUGAUUCAGUAUUGGUGGUUCAGAGUUAUUUUUUGAGAAUGGGGUUUUCAUCUCUCAUUAGUGUUCUCCUCUUGCUAUUGCCUGCACUGUCUUCCUCCCAGUAUCUUGGGAACAUCCUUCUAACUAAUCGUAAGAUAUUCCCCAUACAAGAAGAAGCCGUUACCUCUUACGCUGUGAUUAUUGAUGCUGGUAGCACUGGGAGUCGUGUACAUGUCUUCCAUUUUGACCAGAGCUUAGAUCUACUUCGCAUUGGCAAUGAUCUUGAGUUCAGUGGAAAGGUCACACCCGGUUUGAGUUCUUAUGCCGAUGUUCCCAAAAAAGCAGCAGAAUCACUGAUUCCACUCUUGGAUGCAGCUGAAAAUGUUGUCCCUGAGGAUCUACACCCAAAGACACCCCUUAAGCUUGGGGCAACAGCGGGUUUAAGGCUGUUGGAAGGGGAUGCUGCUGAAAAUAUACUGCAAGCGGUCAGGGAUAUGUUCAAGAACAGGAGUACUCUGAACGUUCAGGCAGAUGCAGCAACCAUUAUUGAUGGGACCCAAGAAGGGUCAUAUCUUUGGUUGACAGUUAACUAUCUAGUGGGGAAGUUGGGAAAAAAGUUUAGUAAGACAGUGGGAGUAGUUGAUCUUGGAGGUGGAUCAGUUCAAAUGACAUAUGCUGUCUCAAGGAACACAGCAAAAAAUGCACCAAAGGUACCCGAUGGAGAAGAUCCAUACAUAAAGAAGAUGUCUGUCAAGGGAAAAAAAUAUGAUCUCUAUGUUCACAGUUACUUGCGUUUUGGUAGAGAAGCAUUUCGUGCUGAGACUUUGAAGGUCACUUAUGGAUCUGCUAACCCUUGCAUCUUAGCUGGGUUUAAUGGGACCUACACAUAUUCAGGAGCGGAGUAUGAAGUAUACCCUCCAAUUUCAGGGCCCAGCUAUGAAGCAUGCAGAGAGCUAGUCCUUGAGACUCUCAAAGUGAAUGAGCCAUGUUCGCAUCCCAAUUGCACUUUUGGUGGUAUAUGGGAUGGGGGAAGAGGAAGUGGACAGAAAACUAUCUAUGCUACUUCAUCAUUCUUUUACCUGUCCCAAGAUGUUGGUAUGUUUGAUGCAAAAGCACCCAAUGCCAGAGUUCGUCCUGCAGAUUUUGAGAGUGCAGCUAAGAAAUCUUGUGGACUAACAUUUGAAGAUGCCAAAACCGCUUAUCCUCUUCUUUCAAACGCAAGAAUUCCGUAUGUGUGUUUGGAUUUAACAUACAUGUAUUCUUUGCUGGUUAAUGGAUUUGGCCUGGAGCCUCUGCAAGAGAUCACAGUGGCAAAUAAAAUUCUAUACGAGGAUGCUUUAGUGGAAACAGCAUGGCCUCUUGGCACUGCCAUAGAAGCCAUAUCAGCAUUGCCUAAAUUUGAAAGGUUUAUGUAUUUUAUGUAA
Molecule: messenger RNA, 1440 nt
Organism: Sphenostylis stenocarpa
Lineage: Eukaryota; Viridiplantae; Streptophyta; Magnoliopsida; Fabales; Fabaceae
Source: the annotation of a GenBank genome assembly